Hydra vulgaris (swiftwater hydra) is the source of this 1483-nucleotide messenger RNA. The record is from RefSeq and is a predicted model, not a curated record. NCBI's taxonomy places the organism in Eukaryota, Metazoa, Cnidaria, Hydrozoa, Anthoathecata, Hydridae.
GUGUGUGAACUUUCAUAUUAAGUCGUUUUUUGUCCCAAGAUACAAAGAAAAUGAACUGCCCUGCAAAAAUUACAAUAAGAGAUGUGGUUUAUUUUCCAGAUUUUAAAGCAGAAGCAAACACUGAAUGCCGAAAGCGUACUGUCGCUGAAAAACUGAAGGAGGACUGGAGCAACAAAAAAGAAACAUUUAAUUUUGAUAGAAAAAUUGUUGUUACUUUCCCCUUAGAAGACGAACACGAAGGUCAUUUAGUUGGAAAAAGGGCUGGUUUGUCACUACAAGUUGAUUCUAAAAUUAUUUCCAAAAUUUAUCAAUUAGUUGGAGAAGGGAUCCGAAAUCCACGUGAAAUGCAAAGAUCUAUUCGUGUAUAUGUAAAAGACGAACUAUUUACAGGACUAGAAUUACCACCAACAUCAUCUAGAAGAUACUACCCAAAAAUUCAAGAUAUAUGAAAUCAUAUGUAUAAAGCUGCUACAAAGUUGAAAUUUUCUAAACUGGAUCAAGAAAAUCUCCAGCAAAAGGUUGAAGAAUGGAGAAAUAAAUACCCAAGAGAUAUGUUUUAUUAUCGUGGUUACGGAGAAGUUACAGACCAUAGCAAAGAAUUAGAAGUUUCAGAAAAAUUUAACAGAGAAGAUGAAGAAGAUAUUUUUUCUAACGUACUUCCUACAAAACAAAAACUUCUUUUUAUUCACCAGACAAUAAGUCAAAAAGAACUUCUUUAUAAAUAUGGCAAUCAUAUAUGUCUACUAGAUGCCACUUAUAAAUCUACUAGAUGUUCAAUCCCGUUGUUCUUUGUUGUUGUAAAAACAAACAGUAACUAUCAGGUAGUAGCGUCCUUUGCAGUGCAAGAUGAAACUACUGAUACAAUAACAGAAGCACUAAAAAAAUUAAGUCAGUGGAAUCCAGAAUGGAACCCUAAGUGUUUUAUGACUGAUAACUGUGAGGCAGAAAUUUUAUCAAUCGAAAAUGUUUUUAAAGAUUGCUUUGUUAUUCUCUGUGAUUUUCACCGUGAGCAAGUGUGGGAAAGAUGGUUGUCUGCUAGUGCAAAUGGAAUGAGAUCAGUCAAGCACACUGCUCUUUGUUUACUUAUACGAAUAGCUGCUUCUAAAACACAGGAAGAAUAUGACAUUGCUAUACAAGCUCUACACAAGGAUCCAAUAUGGAUCUCUACAAAUAGCAUUAAAUUUAAAAAUUACAUAGAAAACACAUGGUUGCCUGAGAAAAAGCGUUGGGUCAAAGCAUUCAGAAGUGGAAUAUUAGAGACAGUUGUAAAUACAAACAACGGUGUUGAGCGAAAGAACAGAGAUUUCAAACAUGAGUUUUUAAAUCAGUAUAAGGAUAACUCGUUAAGUGGAAUGGUGACAGUUCUUGUUGAUCAAUUUAUACUUGAGACAUACAGCAGGUAAACUUUUGACAAAAGCAAUUAUACUGAAAAGCAAUUAUACUUUCAUUAUACUGAAAUGACAAUGCAAACAUUCGUUGUUAA